AUGGAGUCCGCCCACAGCAGCGCCAGCCCGCCGCCGCCGCCGCCGCCGUCUAAACCCUGCUACAACUGCGUCAAGCGGCGCAUCGUCUGCGACAGGACCGGCACGCGCUGUCGGAAGUGCGCAAAGAAGGGGCUGCGAUGUCCUGGGUACGGCAUCCGCUACCGCUUUGCCCACGAGUUCCGCGACCAGAAGCCCGCGAGUCCCGGCGAGCACCGGCCGAGCUCCGUCGUCGAGUACUCCGGGCCGCUGACGUGGGUCGAGGCCGAAACCAAUUGCGGCCCGGCGUCGAGGAGUAGAGAGGAUGCUGGGGAUGCUGGGGAUGAGACCGGGGAGGAUGAUAGUAAUGCAGGCACGCCGUCGUCAUCGGAAUCCACUUCGGAAGGCGAUCAAUGUGAUGAAGUCGUUACACAAGACCAACCUCGUGUCGAAACAUUAGUCCAGCGACCACGGUCAUUAGAACCCAUCGACGCAAACUCACGAUGGAUGUUUCAAUAUUUCUCAGAGCACGUCUCGCCCGUCAUGCUCCUCUUCAACAGUGCCUCCAACGGAUACAGGCGCUACGUGCUCCCCUUUGCCACGUCCAACCGCCUCGUGCAGCGCGCCGUGUGCGUCGCGGCCGCCUUCCAUCUGCUGCCCCGCCGGCCGGAGCUCCGUGCGCCGGCCGAGCAGGGCCGGGCCGCCAUCAUCCAGCGGCUCCGCGAGGACGGGCUCUCGGCGACGGGGGCGCCGGUCCUCGACGACGCCACGUGGGCGACCAUCUUGCUGCUCAUCGUCGGGGACCUUGUGAGGGGGGAUGAGCAGGUCAUGAUUCUGUAUCACAUGCUCGAUGCGUUUGUGCGCGCGAGGGGAGGGAAUGAACCGACGUCUCAACUCGAGACGUUUCUCAAUUCACAAUCGCGGCUCAUCAAAUUCUUCGGCGAUCCCAUCGUCAGUGAAUCCAACGUCCCGCAAAGGCGGCCGAGCGGCAUCCUCACCACCCUCUCAGGUGCCGAACUGCCCACGCCCGACAAGCCGCAGCUCCUCAACUACGUGCAUCUCUACGAGGAAGCAUUCUGCAUCGCCAUGGAGAUCUACAUGGCCCGGGCGCGCUCCGCCGUCGUCCCCGUGGACGAGGACCUCAUGGCCCGCCUCGUCCGGCAGCUCAAGACGGCCCUGGAGCGCGUGGACCCGGCGUUCCCCGGGGCGCAUGUAAUUGUAUGGCCGAGUUUCGUCGGCGCGGCCGAGGCGGAGGAGGAGGAGCAGCGGGAUUACUUCACGGAAAAGUUGAGAUAUAUCUGGCGCACCACGGGGUACGCGAAUGUGCUCAAGGCCAUUAAUUCAUUGCCGGGCAUGUGGGAAAAAAGGGGCGUUCAGCGUUGGACGACGAGACUGCCACAGGUGUCUGUCAUGAUCAUGUAAGAUGUAAUUGCGAAAGGGGUAAAAAAGGACCAUGCAAAUGCAGCGUGGAAAUAAUG
Ilyonectria robusta is the source of this 1454-nucleotide messenger RNA. RefSeq lists its product as uncharacterized. Gene Ontology annotation, cellular component: nucleus. The transcript is spliced from 3 exons. Lineage: Eukaryota; Fungi; Ascomycota; Sordariomycetes; Hypocreales; Nectriaceae. The record is from RefSeq and is a predicted model, not a curated record. Bases 1 to 1398 code for a protein of 465 amino acids. Gene Ontology annotation, biological process: positive regulation of transcription by RNA polymerase II. Gene Ontology annotation, molecular function: DNA-binding transcription factor activity, RNA polymerase II-specific; transcription cis-regulatory region binding; zinc ion binding.